Molecule: messenger RNA, 1362 nt
Organism: Mollisia scopiformis
Lineage: Eukaryota; Fungi; Ascomycota; Leotiomycetes; Helotiales; Mollisiaceae
Exons: 5
Coding region: 434-1168 (244 amino acids)
Source: RefSeq, a predicted model, not a curated record
GUGUGGAGCCGCGAACUUCGGGGAGACUUGCUUGCCUCCGCCCCACUUGGUGGCGUGUCCUGGAGCCGUAAGCGAAUACCUAAGCGAUUUAAAAAGGGGCAAGAGUGGGAUCAAGAGUUUGUCAACACCGACUGGCGGUGGUCACAUCUUUGCGUUUCCAACAAGGUUUCCCUGCCUCAAAAAAGCUCGCUGAAGAGAAGCUUACGUCAUCAGACUUGAGGGUCUGAUGGGUUGUGACUCGUAAUACCGGCUGGUGAAUUUUGUGGAGAGCUGGCUUAUUCACCAAAUGAGAUAGCCUAUUACUCAUGACUAAAUUUGACUCCCCCACUCCCGAGUCAUAGAAGCUUCUUCUAGAGUCACAAGCUUCGGUCUUUUUGAACGUCUAUACACCUAAUUCUCAGAUCGGAAGACAGCAUCUUUUGACAUCAGCAAGAUGGGAUCCAUACCAAAAUACGAAGCACCAACUAGGGACGAUGCAUUCAAGCUUUUCCAGAAUAUCGAGAAUAAAUUUCCUGGAAAGACUUUGGGGGAUGAUAAAUGGUAUCUUGUAGCAGUCGCAGCACUCGUCGGCAGCACAGAGCCUGAACACGUUGCCUCCGUCUAUCAAUACCUGAUCUCGAAACCUGGGUUCACCACUUCGGAGUCACGACAACUCUUGGUGAGGCGGAUACGAGAAGCUCUUGUCAAAUGCGUUUCAAUCAUCGGUGUCUGUAAACCACUGGAAGCAAUUUUCGCCGUCGCCAAGCUCGAAAGGCCUGAAGAUAGGGACUAUUCAUUCUCAAGACAGCACUGGAAGUCUGGCCUAGAAAAUCAUGAACGUGGGGUGGGUUGGCUACAGGCGAUAUACAAGGGUAAUAUCAAGAAAAUAGGAGAUUCACUCGCGGCACACAAAGACUUCUUUUGGAUUAGCGAAGAGAUCACUUACGGGUUGUAUCUCUCCGAUCACACAAUACUCGGACCUAUCGAGACGGAGCUCGUGGUUCUCGCAGGUAUCAUGAUUCAGAAUUUACCACUUGAGACAGCUUGGCAUUUGCGAGGAACGAGACGGGUUGGGGUGUCCUCAGAAGAUGUCGAAUGCAUUCAACAAUGCAUCGAGAUGGUGGCCGAAUUUUGCAGGCUGAGUCUUCAUAGAGUACCUAGGGUCGCAGAUAUUGAGCACGAGGUGUAGAUCGAGCAAGUCAUAUGCAUGGAUAGGUUAUUAAGCCUGGCUUUAAAAACGAAAACACGAAACGUGAUCAUCUCAAGAAGCUCCCAUCCAUCCAAUAUCUCUAUUGUUGAUGAAUGUCACGUACGCACACUAUUGUUCAUUAUAAGAAUGUGCAAAACCUUGAAUUGCUCUAGAUAUGCAAUCAUGCUACAAAG